Molecule: messenger RNA, 3299 nt
Organism: Helianthus annuus (common sunflower)
Lineage: Eukaryota; Viridiplantae; Streptophyta; Magnoliopsida; Asterales; Asteraceae
Product: long chain acyl-CoA synthetase 1-like
Exons: 10
Coding region: 932-1237 (101 amino acids)
Source: RefSeq, a predicted model, not a curated record
UAUAAAGAUCUAAAAAACCCUAAUCUCUCAUUCGUCCUCAAUCCGAUUGCGUCUCCCAAACCCUAACCAUUCAAAUCCACCGUUUCAUCUCUACAUCUUCCGCUGUUUUAUCUAUUUUCACUUGAAAGAGCCUUAGACGUAUUCGAUCUACAAUUCAGAAAGAAACCCGCGAUCGCCACUACCACAUUCUUGGAUCUGAUCACCGUAAGUUUCUAUUUUUCAUUGAUUGAUUUGUGUUAGCCCAACCUAUUAUCUUAAUAUCAGUUGAAAGGAGGCUGCCGAUAAGAUUCGUCAAUCAAUCCCUCGCAUUCUUACCCUUUCUUGCAAUAGAUCUGGUACAAUUGUUUUUAUAUGAAAUAAGGCUAGGGUUUAACUAAAUCGAUUUUUAUCCAUUUGUUUCCACUUUUCUUCAAUCAUUUGGUUAUUAUGGUUUACAUGUGGAACAAUUAUGAUAACGCCAUUUUUUUUUUUUUGCAUUUAAGGUUUUAUAUUUUCUCGAUUCUUCGCCUCAGAGAUAGGUACAAUCAGUUGUAUCUCUUGACGGUCUGGAAUUUUCGAUAGGGUGGGUUGGUUUGCGAAAUUAGUAUGUUUUUGUUUCUUUUGGUUUUUGGAUUUUUUAUGGUUUUAUUUGGUUUAUCGAAUUGGUUUGGGGUUAAAAUUCCGAUUCUGCACCGUUGUUUGCCAAAUUGUUAUAUUUAGGGGCCGGGCUGGUUUGCUAAAUUGGUAUGUUAACUUUUACUUAUUUGAUGCAUGGAUGGUUGUUGAUUUUAGGUGUUGCCAAUGUUAUGUGGUCGGUGGCUACACAUAUUGUUUGUAAAGGGCCUUCCACAUUUCCUUUUGGUCAUGAAGCUAUGCUUUUUGGUAUACAACCUAUGAAGAAGUGGUGGACAGUUUGUUCUUUGUGUCAGUUGAAAAGUAUCCAGACAACAAGAUGCUGAGAUGGAGCGAGUUUGUUGAUGGAAAAUGGGGGCCAUAUUUGUGGAAGAGUUACAAGACUGUGUAUGAGGAGGUUUUGAAUGCUGUUGCAGCCUUGAGGGCUUCAGGAAUUGGACCUGGCUGUAAAGUGGGAAUCUAUGGAGCAAGCUGCCCUCAAUUGAUUGUGGCAAUGGAGGCAAUGCCCAGAGUUACAUUUCUGUGCCUCUAUAUGAUACCCUUGGACCAGGAGCGGUCAGCUUUAUAUUGGACCAUGCCGAAAUUGAUGUUGUUUUUGUCCAAGAUAAAAAAGUUAAACUACUGAAUUCAGAUUGUAUACAUACACAUCGGUUAAAGUGUGAGUGAACUAAACAUUUAUACUAAAGUUCAAAUCUAUUAUCUAUUAUCUAUUAUAUAUAAUAAAUGAAAGUUUUUUUGGGCCACGUGUCAAUUGAUUAGGGCAUCUUGGUUUCGCUUUUGGCGGGAAAAUGCUCGGGUCCGCUUUUUUAUUGAUGGUUAUCCAUAUUACUAUAAUCUGACCCUAAAUGAGUACACCGAACUUUUCAAACAUAGAAACCCUGAUCAUCGGUUUUUGUUCAAAGUUUAAGAUCCUCAUAAACCUUUUCAUUUGAUUUACUAAGGUAUGUUAAAUCAGGUGUUUAUAAUGGUAUAUUUAUUUAUGCAACAUUUAUUUUUUAGGCUGUUCAUGUAUAUAUCGGUUGAUUUACUCCGUAGGUAACUAGGGAUCCAUUUUAUGAUAUACAUUGUCUCAAUCUAACAAUGAACUUAUGUCAUGAUUUCAUAUAGAGUAUUAUGUUGGUCAUUAAAUUUAGUUGUGUUUAAAGAUUCACUGAAGUGGAUUAUUUAUAGACAUGAGUGUUAACUGGUGAUUAUUAUGUUUUACAACUAAAUGUCUUGCAAUAUCCUCUAAGACUACGUUGUUGGCUUACAAACUAGAGGAGAGGUCUUUGGAGGUAUAUAUUCUUUUUCAACACUUAUUCUUACCAUACUAUAAAGACUCAUGCUGUAGAAUGGUUUUUGUAUUUGAAAACUAUUUUUGCAGGUUAGAUUGAAACCGAUAAUGGUUGAGGGGGAGAUAAUGUCUAUUCCAGCUGAUUUGGAGAAUUUUGAUACUAAUACUGAUGAUGACAAAGCAAUGCGAAAGAAAGCAGGUCUAUCUUUAUUUAAAAUACCCUUUUUCAUCGUUUGUACUUUUGUUUGCAAUAUGCAAGUUAUUAGCAGAUCCAUUCUUUUAUAUAGCUUUCAGCAUUUAUUAUUACUAUACUCAUAGUGCCGAAUGGUGUUCAGAGUCUUACUUUGUCUUGGUUCUUGUCACCUUUUUAAUCUGAAUAUAUCUUUCGAUAAUAUCUAAAAUUGUCUUAAUUCAUUUACUAAGGUUGAUUGUCGUCUUUAACUGCUAUCAUAAUGAUAUGUGUUAAUUGGUGACUGUAGCUUGGCAAAGUAAGACUAAAUAAUGUAAAUGACAAAUUACCGGCGCUUUAUAGUCUUCGCCAUGUUUAGAGUUUAAAAGCCAAAUACUUCAUGUUUGCUUUUGAAAAUACUCUGUCAUGGAGAAUUUCUUGGCUAACAUUCUGGUGUCAACUACAUUGGUUGAUUAUUUUGACCCAUUUUGACUUAUUUAUCUUAUGUUGUAUUUGUUUGGAAAGUGCAUAGAAAUGAUACUACUUGAUGAACAGGUUCAUUUUAAUUUUUAUAGAAACCGACAUUACACAAACUUUAUAUUCUUUGAUAUAAAUGGAAAGGUAUAUGUUAAGUGUCAUAACGUACAUUGUUUUGGGCCCAUUUAGUAUGUUACUUUUAUAUAUACACUCUGCAAUAACUUAUUUAUCAUCAUGCUUUAAGCAAAUUGCAUCAUGUUUUAAGUGAAUAACAUAUUGCUUUCAGUUGUUUUUGUUCUAAUUAUGCGACUUAUAUGGUCUUUUAGAGCUACAAUGUACUGUGCAUUUGACUAAUUUUUAUAAUUUGUGAAAUGUGAGUAAUUUUUAUAAUUUGUGAAAUGUUAAUAAUAGCCAUUGUUUUGGUAGACGCUUACUUUAAUACCAACUGACCACCACUAAUUUUUACAACUUCAUUUCAUGUGCUGAGUGCUCCUUACCUUCAGAGCAAAACCAACAACUCCGUCUCAUGAAUUUGAGUCAUACGAUUUGAAAAGCAAAGGGCUGCGUUUGAUGCCAGACUCUUGUACAAUGGAGAGAUUCUUAUACAAUUGGAGAGUUAUAGGCAACAAUGGAGCAGAUAUAUGGGCUCCAAUUAAGACCACUUCCCCAAAAUCAUAAAGAAAUGGUGGUAGAGUCUAUAUAUGUGAUACAUUUUAAUGCAAUGUAUAUAUAGUUUAUAUUAAAUAUAUUAGGUUAGUAUUGUACUAA